CCAGCCCCGGUCCGCGCGGAGCAGGAGCUAAGCGGAGCCAAUCUCGGCGCCCUCACAGCGCUCCUCCCGGUCGGAGCCGGCCCUGCCCGGCAGCGGCUGCGGCGGCUGUGGCUGCGCGUCCUCCAGCGGCGGCAGCGGCGCUCGCAGCGCCCGGAUUUGCAGUGGCUGUACUUGGCCAAGUCGGAUCAGUGGGACCGUUGCCUCCUUCCCAGCACAGCCCCUUUCCUGACACUGUCAGCCUCAAGUCCAGUUGUUGGCAGAGGCCUCAGCAGCAGGAUGGAGCUGGAGUGAGGCCGAGGGGCUGAGCUGCUGAUCGCCCUGCGAGACGCUGGGGAUUCUCAGGCCACGGAGGCUGGACAACGUUCAUGGCUCUCCGGUAGAACCCAGCGAAACGGCCAGAAUGAAUUCUAUGGACAGGCACAUCCAACAGACCAAUGACCGACUGCAGUGCAUCAAGCAGCACUUACAGAACCCUGCCAACUUCCACAAUGCCGCCACGGAACUGCUGGACUGGUGUGGAGACCCCCGAGCCUUUCAGCGUCCUUUUGAGCAGAGCCUGAUGGGCUGUUUAACGGUGGUCAGUCGGGUGGCAGCUCAGCAAGGGUUCGACCUAGACCUUGGCUACAGACUGCUGGCUGUGUGUGCUGCGAACCGAGACAAGUUCACUCCGAAGUCUGCCGCCCUGCUGUCGUCCUGGUGCGAGGAGCUUGGCCGCCUGCUGCUGCUCCGGCAUCAGAAGAGCCGCCAGAGUGACCCCCCCGGGAAGCCACCCAUGCAGCCCUCCCUCAGCUCCAUGAGCUCCAUGAAACCCACUCUGUCACACAGUGAUGGGUCAUUCCCCUAUGACUCUGUCCCUUGGCAGCAGAACACCAACCAGCCUCCCGGCUCCCUCUCCGUGGUCACCACGGUUUGGGGAGUGACCAACACAUCCCAGAGCCAGGUCCUCGGGAACCCUAUGGCCAAUGCCAACAACCCCAUGAAUCCAGGCGGCAACCCCAUGGCAUCGGGCAUGACCACCAGCAACCCCGGCCUCAGCUCCCCGCAGUUUGCUGGUCAGCAGCAGCAGUUCUCAGCCAAGGCCGGGCCCACUCAGCCCUACAUCCAGCAGAGCAUGUACGGCCGGCCCAACUACCCCGGCAGUGGGGGCUUCGGGGCCAGUUACCCCGGGGGUCCUAAUGCCCCUGCAGGCAUGGGCAUUCCUCCACACACCAGGCCGCCUGCUGACUUCACUCAGCCGGCAGCUGCCGCCGCAGCAGCCGCAGUGGCAGCAGCGGCUGCCACAGCCACGGCCACAGCCACGGCCACCGUGGCAGCCUUGCAGGAGACACAGAACAAGGAUAUAAACCAGUAUGGACCGGUCUGUUCCUCUUUCCAGAUGGGUCCCACCCAGGCGUAUAACAGCCAAUUCAUGAAUCAGCCCGGGCCUCGGGGGCCUGCCUCCAUGGGGGGCAGCAUGAACCCCGCAAGCAUGGCGGCUGGCAUGACACCCUCGGGGAUGAGCGGCCCUCCCAUGGGUAUGAACCAGCCCCGGCCACCCGGCAUCAGCCCUUUUGGCACACAUGGGCAGAGGAUGCCCCAGCAGACCUACCCAGGCCCCCGGCCCCAGUCCCUUCCCAUUCAGAGCAUAAAGAGGCCAUACCCAGGAGAGCCCAACUAUGGAAACCAGCAAUAUGGACCAAACAGCCAGUUUCCCACCCAGCCAGGCCAGUACCCGACCCCCAACCCCCCACGGCCACUCACCUCUCCCAGCUACCCUGGGCAAAGGAUGCCCAGCCAGCCGAACACUGGGCAGUACCCGCCCCCCACGGUCAACAUGGGGCAGUAUUACAAGCCAGAGCAGUUUAAUGGACAAAAUAACACCUUCUCGGGAAGCAGCUACAGUAACUACAGCCAGGGGAACGUCAAUAGGCCACCCAGGCCAGUUCCUGUGGCAAAUUACCCCCACUCACCUGUUCCAGGGAACCCCACGCCCCCCAUGACCCCGGGGAGCAGCAUCCCCCCAUACCUGUCUCCAAGCCAAGAUGUUAAACCACCCUUUCCACCUGACAUCAAGCCAAAUAUGAGCGCUCUGCCGCCACCCCCAGCUAACCAUAACGAUGAGCUGCGGCUCACGUUCCCUGUGCGGGAUGGUGUGGUGCUGGAGCCCUUCCGUCUGGAGCACAACCUGGCCGUCAGCAACCAUGUCUUUCACUUGCGGCCCACAGUCCACCAGACACUGAUGUGGAGGUCUGACCUGGAGCUGCAGUUUAAGUGCUACCACCACGAGGACCGGCAGAUGAACACCAACUGGCCCGCCUCGGUGCAGGUCAGCGUGAACGCCACGCCCCUCACCAUUGAACGCGGUGACAACAAGACCUCCCACAAGCCCCUGCACCUCAAGCACGUGUGCCAGCCAGGCCGCAACACCAUCCAGAUCACCGUCACAGCUUGCUGCUGCUCCCACCUCUUCGUGCUGCAGCUGGUCCACCGGCCCUCCGUGCGCUCUGUGCUGCAAGGCCUCCUCAAGAAGCGCCUCCUGCCUGCAGAGCACUGCAUCACAAAAAUCAAGAGGAAUUUCAGCAGCGUGGCUGCCUCGUCAGGCAACACGACCCUCAAUGGGGAGGAUGGUGUGGAGCAAACAGCCAUCAAGGUGUCCCUGAAGUGCCCUAUCACAUUCCGGCGCAUCCAGCUGCCUGCUCGAGGCCAUGACUGCAAGCAUGUCCAGUGCUUUGAUCUGGAGUCAUACCUGCAGCUGAAUUGUGAAAGAGGGACCUGGAGGUGUCCCGUGUGCAAUAAAACCGCUCUGCUUGAGGGCCUGGAGGUGGAUCAGUACAUGUGGGGCAUCCUGAAUGCCAUCCAGCACUCCGAGUUUGAAGAGGUCACCAUUGACCCAACAUGCAGCUGGCGGCCGGUGCCCAUCAAGUCGGACCUACAUAUUAAAGAUGACCCUGAUGGCAUCCCCUCCAAGCGGUUCAAGACCAUGAGUCCCAGCCAGAUGAUCAUGCCCAACGUCAUGGAGAUGAUUGCGGCCCUGGGCCCUGGGCCAUCCCCCUACCCACUCCCACCUCCGCCUGGGGGCACCAACUCCAGUGACUACAGCAGCCAAGGCAAUAACUACCAGGGCCAUGGCAACUUUGACUUCCCCCAUGGGAAUCCUGGCGGGACAUCCAUGAAUGACUUCAUGCACGGGCCCCCCCAGCUCUCCCACCCACCGGACAUGCCCAACAACAUGGCCACCCUCGAGAAACCCCUCAGUCACCCCAUGCAGGAGACUAUGCCACAUGCUGGCAGUUCUGACCAGCCCCAUCCCUCCAUACCACAAGGUUUGCACGUCCCACACCCCAGCAGCCAGUCAGGGCCUCCAUUACAUCACAGUGGGGCUCCUGCUGCUCCUUCCCAGCCUCCCCGGCAACCGCCACAGGCUGCUCCCAGCAACCAUCCACACAGCGACCUGACCUUUAACCCCUCCUCAGCCUUAGAGGGUCAGGCCGGAGCACAGGGAGCAUCUGACAUGCCGGAGCCUUCGCUGGAUCUCCUUCCAGAACUCACAAAUCCUGACGAGCUCCUCUCAUACCUGGACCCCCCUGACCUGCCGAGCAAUAGUAAUGAUGACCUCCUGUCUCUCUUUGAGAACAACUGAAGCCCACCCCCCUCCAUCGGGGCCGCCCCUCCCGCUCUGCCUCCUUCCCUGUCUGUCCCACACACACUGUCCCCCAGGGAGCCCUGUACUGAGACUGCCCCUGCUGCGGAGGGGGCGGGAAGGCGCACUGUGAAGGCUGUGUGGGGCUGCAACCCAUGCCCAGAGCAUGCCCUGAAGAUGCCCCUCCCCACGGGGAGCCGGCCCACUGAGAGGCACACACCCGACGAUGGCUUCCUGGUCCCUCUGUGUGCUGGUUCCAAAUGACCUCCCAGGCCCCCAAGGUUCUUCCAGUUUCUAAACUGUAACCCUGCCUCCCUGCCUCCCUGCUUCCCAGCCCAGAGCCUCUUUCAAGUGACUGAGCCUGAGAGAAGCCCCCUGAGACCCAGGUGGGCUCCAAGCCUUGGAGGAGCAGUGACAGUUGGCAGGAGUGAGAACAGCCCACCCACCACCACCACCCACCACAGAAAAGCACAAACCUCUGGGAAAGAGAACUCUCUCGGGGCCAAGGUCAUCGCUCUGGCCCCCUGACCUCUAAGCCAAGAUACCCUGUAAACACUCUCUCAGAAAGCAGAGAUAAAGGACAAGAAUCUGUUUGAGAGAGGGUGUGCCAUUCCUGCUUAGGGACUGGUGGGAAAGGGGCCUCCUCAGAGCCAGGACAACCCAGCAGAUGGCUCUGCCACCGUGGAAUCAGGUCAGGGCCCCGCCUUGGGGCGGGGGAGGGGGCAGAGAGAGUACCCAGCCAAAAUUAUUGUGCCCUUAGUCGAGGCGGGGCAGUGCCGCCAGCAGAAUUGGAGUCAAAUAGGAACAGCAACUGAUCGUUUUGCUCCAAGCCACUCCCUUUUUUAAGUGACAGUUUAAAGCUACAAAGUCAUCUGGAGAAAAGGAACAUUGGACUUGGACAGCAAGCAAACCACUUCUCUCCAUGUGUUUGUUCUCUUCCUUCCUCCUGCUCCCCACCCACCUCUCCCAGGCUGUUAAUGUGGGACACCCGCUUCCCUCUGUCCUAGCUCUCUUUUGUCCGUGUAGACUUAGGAGCAGGAAUGCCAGGCAUUGGUGUUUAUCCGGCCUCUCUGCCUGUCCUUGUGUUCGAGGCCGCCCCGCCUCCAGCCCAGGCUGUUAGCGCGUGUGCCGGGAUAUGCCCAAGAGCACCGCAUAGUGGUUCUGCAGACGCCACAGCUGGCUGCCAGCCCCUCCUUCCCUGUGUCCCUCACCCAUACUCCUGCUCGCUCAAGCGGAAGCAGCCUCUGGCUUUCCACUGCCUCACUCCAUCCUCCGCUCCCAAGUCUCCCGGGUAGCGUGUGCGUCCGUUUCGUUUCAGGCUCCUCUGUGCUCCCCUCAGCCACGUGGCCUGAUGCUGUCCAGUCACUUUGGUGGCCUGUGAAUUCGUUGCGCCCCUCCCUGCUGCUGCCUGGGGCCCUCUCCCGUGCCCUGUGCCCUGCCUGCAUUCCCUGUGCCCGCCUCCCUCUGUGGCUGGUGGUCCCCAGCACUCCUGGAUUUGACAGAAACGGUGGCUCCAGCUGAUUUCCAGCUGCUGGACCAGAUGACUGGCGUAAGGUUUUCUGGAGGAAAGCUGCCAUUGUCCCCCCACCUCCGCCACCUUUCCUUUGUCCUGUUGUCAAGGUUUUUUCAAACAGCGUGGUGUUCAGUAUGCAAAUCAAUUAUUUUAAGAAUUGCUUUUGUAAAUAUCUUUGUGAAUAUUUUAGUAUUGUCUUUGAUAAUAUUCAACAUUUUCAUGACCUGGUUAUAGCCUUUGCUGGUGUUUUUAAAAUACCUUGACUCAAUGACAAAGACCGAGUCGUUUUUUAAAAAAAAAAAACAACAAACAAAAACAAAAAAGCAACCAGGGCUAUUUGUACAGAUGAAGGGACAAAGAGCAUGGGCGGCUGUACCAUGAGUUAGAGGACCAGGCCGCCCACUGCUUAGAGCCAUCCCCAGUUGGCUAGUGGGGACAGACACCGGGUUAGCAUGUGGCUGUCCUUGGCCAGGGCAUGACAGGCCCAGCAGGUGGGCGCACUCUGUGUCAGACCGUCUGGGAAUGUUCUGCCCCAGACAGACUGACAGAUGCCUGCCUUAGAAGUUCCUGCUUCCUGCCAAGCUACCUUGUCCCAGAAAGGCCGGGGGUCUUGGUCUGGUUCUUACCGGGGUGUCUGCUCACUGACCUAUCCACAGCUUUCUGGUGCAGGGGGUCGAUUUGCUGUCCACAGCCCGGGCUCCAGGCACCUCCCUCAGUCACCUCUGAGAAAGCCGUGGGCUCAGCACCUGAGGCAGGUUUCUUGGGGCCCCUCCCAGGCAAGCCUCCACCAGCAAGCUCUGCGAAUAGCUUUCCUGAAUCUUGGUGCCUGAAGCCGGCACUCUGGAACUGUACUCCAGCAGAGUGGUUUUGGAGCCAGGCCAAGGGGUAAGGGAGGCAUAAAGGCAUCCGGGACUGAAGCAAGCCCCAGCUGGCAACAGAUUCAGGCGACGACAGCCUCCCCAAGUGGGCGGUUCUGAACUCCGGGCAGACGCUUUCCUGAUCCUUUUGGACAACUAUUUGGAGCCAUAAGUAACCUCAGCAAAAACGAGGCCUCAGCAAGCCACUUCUCCAUGGCAAGCAUCCACCCAGGCCAUAGGCAUGUUUCUGCUGCCUCCGCAAGAUGAACAGGGCGCCGGUGGGCAAGCGGAAAGGCCCAGGUACAGGCAAUCACCCGUCUUGGUUUGAAGCUUUACCCAUGUACCAUGUUCCCUGUAGCCAUUUUAUUUUUUAAGAAACUUCUAAUAACUUUCUCCCUAACAGAAGCCCCAACCCCUCAGAGAGCUACACGUCUGCUCCCUCCGCCUGACCCAUCUAGAUAGGGUAACGUAAGCAGCAGCGAUUCAAGGGACGUGUGUACAUAUGUAAAUGAGAAAUAGAGACAUGUUAACAGAUGCAUUCAUUUCCCUUGGAAUGUGUAUUGUUUUUAUUUUACGGAACAGAACAAAACAAAAAAAAAACGGCUUGGGACUCCAUCCUAAAGUGGAAAAGCUAGAUCUUGUUUGUUAGCGUUUGUGAGGUCUCUCUCCACAUUUGUCCCUCAUGUAAUAUAUUCUGACACUGUGUGGAAAGCAAUUUUUGUUCCGUUUUGUUUUUAUUUUACCUACAUGUACUAUUUAGCUUCAGUGUACUAGUCCUGCCACCUGUGUAUUUUUAGGGUGCUAUGGAAAUAAUGAAAAGAAAUGGAUUUCGGAAGAAAAUUGUAACCAAAUUCAUACUUUGUAUAAUUUUUGAUAUCAUGAUCGCAGGUGAUUCACACGUACACACAUAAACACAUCCACAGUGCAGCCUGAAGUAACUCCCACAGACACCGCCAUCGUCUUUGUACAUCUACGUACAAUGCAAUCAUUUCAUACUUUAAACUGGUCAGAAAACUAAUUGUGAUUUCUAGUCUUGCAAAGCUGUAUGUAGUUAGAUGAUGUGACAACCUCUAAUAUUUAUCUAAUAAAUAUGUAUUCAGAUGAAACCUGUAUAUUAGGUGUUCAUGUGGUUAUUUUGUAUUUAAAGAUCAAAUUAUUUGACUAUUGCUAGACAUUUCUAUACUCUGUUGUAACACUGAGGUAUCUCAUUUGCCCAUGUUAAUUUUUUUCUAAAUAAAUUGACAAAAAUGAA
Messenger RNA from Manis javanica (Malayan pangolin), 7241 nucleotides. RefSeq names its product zinc finger MIZ-type containing 1 (gene ZMIZ1). Gene Ontology annotation, molecular function: SUMO ligase activity; zinc ion binding. Gene Ontology annotation, cellular component: chromatin. Gene Ontology annotation, biological process: regulation of transcription by RNA polymerase II; protein sumoylation. Lineage: Eukaryota; Metazoa; Chordata; Mammalia; Pholidota; Manidae. The record is from RefSeq and is a predicted model, not a curated record.